CCUUGCAGAGAUGACUGUCAGCACACUGAGGACUGCAGCAGGACACCAAGUAGUCUCUUUAAUUUGGAUGAAGCUGCUUCGACUCCACUUUGACUUUGGCCCUUUACCUGCGUGCUGACGUGAACAAGACGUACGUCGAACCAACUGACAAGCAACAGAAACUCUAUGCAGGUGCAGUGGCUGAGAUGUGAGAAGGGGUCAUGCCUCUGGUCAAGAGAAACAUUGAGCCUCGGCACCUGUGCCACGGUGCCGUGCCUGAUGGGAUUGGCAAUGAGCUGGAAUGUGUAACCAAUAACACGCUGUCCGCCAUCAUCCGUCAGCUCAGCAGCCUGAGUAAACAUGCCGAAAAUGUAUUUGGGGAGCUUUUCAAUGAAGCCAACACGUUUUAUGUACGAGCAAACUCCCUUCAGGACCGCAUCGACCGCUUGGCUGUUAAGGUCACCCAGCUGGACUCCAGCGUGGAGGAGGUCUCUCUUCAGGACAUAAACAUGAGGAAGGCGUUCAAAAGCUCUGCCAUCCAGGACCAGCAGGUUUUGUCGAAGGGCAGCACUCCGAACUCUGUAGCUGACUUGUACAAAGGCAGCGACAGGCCUCCUCCCCUCAGCACCCUCACAUCCUACAGAGAGGAUUCCACUGAUGCAAUGAAGUUUUACUCGGACCCGUCAUACUUUUUUGACUUGUGGAAGGAGAAGAUGCUCCAGGACACAGAGGACAAGAGGAAAGAAAGACGGAGGCAGAGGGAGCAGAAGCGAUGUGUAGAAAGCAGCACCCUUCAGCGUGAAGUGAAGAAGGUGAGAAAGGCUCGAAAUCGCAGGCAUGAGUGGAACAUGAUGGCAUUCGAUAAAGAGCUUCGUCCAGAUCACCAUCAUCCACAGACACUUCGGAGAGGAGCAUCGUCGGAGGGCUCGCUGUCUCCAGAUGGCAGGCCUGACCUCCUCGACUACCCGAUCCCUCCGCUGCCUGCCCACGCUGCUUGUAACUAUGCCAAGUCUCAUGAUUACGUUCCUGGGAACUCAGAACCCUCACCACCUGUGGAGCAUGAAUACCACAGCAUUGAUGUCAACUACAAGAGGGUAACCUACGCCACAGCAGAGCCGCACGCUGCGGACCGAAUGAACGGCUCCAUUCGUCUUGCUGCAGAUCACAACUCCGUACCCCCACCUCCUGUCCCAGGCCCACCAAUCCCAUCAGCUCAGACGGCCUUUGGUUUCCCUCUGGGUGCGCUACCUCCAACGCCGCAUAAUGGAGUUUUGCAUGUAGGCCCAGGCUACCCACUCCCACCAGUACCUCCUCCGGGGCCUCGCAUGGUCCCUCCUCCCCCAGGGCCCCCGCCUCCUCCUCUUCCUCCCCCAGCUGUACCCUCACACCUAUCAGGACACAGUGAAGGCGGCCGAGCUGAGACUAAACCUGUGAGAGAUGCGAGAAGUGACCUGCUGUCUGCCAUCCGCAUGGGCAUCCAGCUGAAAAAAGUUCAAGAGCAGCAGGAGCAGCAGAACAAGCGGGAGCCAGUAGGAAACGACGUGGCCACCAUCCUUUCCCGACGCAUUGCUGUCGAGUACAGCGACUCUGAGGAUGACUCGGAGCUUGAUGAAAACGAGUGGUCAGACUGACAGCACGCUUUACUGGAUCUUCAGUAAAAACCUAACAAAACUCUCAAUUUGGCUCCAUCUAGUGGAUUUUAUGUACUGAGCCACUGCUUCAUCUUGUAUUAAUAAGUCUGCUCUGCCACUUUAAUAUUUCAUUACUACAUUUCAUGACUACGCAGUUUGCACCAUUGUUCAGAAACAAGUAAAUAUUCGGAUGUACUGUACACAUAUUUAAAAACAAGAUUGAUUUUAUGAUUAUUAAAUGUUCUGUUUUGUACUAUCGCUGCAAUGUGAGCCAUAAGUCUUGUAUCAUUGUCAUUCUAAACUGCACAUUCCAAUGAAAUAUCCUGUUGUAAUGACAAACUGACACCUUGAACAUACCUCCAUACCUACAAGUACAAGUUGUCCCUCCACUCUGCCUUUUUCACUGAAGGCAUUCUGACAUGCCACUGUAAACUAAGCACAGGUAUAAAUAAUACAUGACUGGCUAAUUUCCAUCUAGCUGCUUCAGUUUCAGGGUCUUUGUGUCGUUCGUGCUGAUUCAUUGCCACAUCGCCAUGGCUAACUGGGACACUUGAAUAGAAAAGAGCUGAUGUUAUUAGUCACAUGUUAGUCAAAUUGUUUGUAAUAAACGUCUAUUGAUUUUAAAUGAGUGCAGCGCUAAAAUGAAAAAGUUUAAAAGAUUUUUAAGUGUAUAUUUUCAAAAUAAUUUUAUGUAAUUUAAGUUGGUGAUAAUAUUUUUGGACUAAAUGUGAAACUCCCUCUACUAUGUGUUAGACAUUUUAUUGCUACCUCAAUUUGAGACCAUUUCACUGUCCCACAGUAUGUGUAGUAGGAUAUCAUGAACAGUCUGGAUACAGUUGUGUGCUGCCAUGAAAUUAUUGUUAUUAUUUGCUGUGAUGUGUCUUGGAAAUGUGGACAUGUCAUUAAAGUUCUCUAAAUUAGACAGAA
Acanthochromis polyacanthus (spiny chromis) is the source of this 2537-nucleotide messenger RNA. Its product is annotated as actin-binding protein WASF3-like. Gene Ontology annotation, molecular function: actin binding; protein kinase A regulatory subunit binding; Arp2/3 complex binding. The transcript is spliced from 9 exons. The coding region runs from base 201 to 1610 and encodes 469 amino acids. NCBI's taxonomy places the organism in Eukaryota, Metazoa, Chordata, Actinopteri, Pomacentridae. Gene Ontology annotation, cellular component: cytoskeleton. The record is from RefSeq and is a predicted model, not a curated record. Gene Ontology annotation, biological process: positive regulation of Arp2/3 complex-mediated actin nucleation; actin cytoskeleton organization.